CACCUGUAAUCCCAGAUGUUCAUCGAAGAAAUAGGUUCACUGAAUGAAGCAAAGGAACACAUUGGCUUGUUUUGAAAAUUUUACUUCUUUGUUUGAGGUAUGUAGGAGGAUCUAUAGUUAUGUAUAGACGAGUUUCCUUCCCAGCCCCAGCACUUGGUUGCGUGUGUCCCAACCAAGAUAUCAGCUCACAAUCGCUGAUACGGAUUAUUGCCAAUCCGUUGCCAUCCGUCCCGUCCCAUUCCCAUCCUCCCGUCGUCUCCAGAGGUCCCAAACUCCAAGACAGGUUCUGCAGGAACAUACAGAACAUGUCCGCCCAGGCACAGCCCACAGGAAGCCGACCCGAUGCUCGCUUGCAACUUCGAGUAUGCAAUUAUAAUGAAACGGGUGGUACAAAAGGUGUACUCAAUGAGCCGGGGGAUAAAAGUGUAGAUACCGAAUGCCGGACGAGAGAAAGCCGCCGCCGCCAAACGUGGUAAACAUCAAAAAAAUGCCUCUCCAGUUGCCGUUGUAACCCAGGGUAU
Molecule: messenger RNA, 521 nt
Organism: Neurospora hispaniola
Lineage: Eukaryota; Fungi; Ascomycota; Sordariomycetes; Sordariales; Sordariaceae
Exons: 2
Coding region: 120-476 (118 amino acids)
Source: RefSeq, a predicted model, not a curated record